CCCACCUGCCAUUUCUAUAAACUAAAGCUUCUUACAGUCAUGGAGAAGAAAAGAACUUGCUCAAUCCUAUGCAUAAUGAUGUUAUUGUAUAGUUUCUUUGCAAGCUUAGUCGAAGGUGUAACAAACCUGGCCACUGAUCAAGAUGGUCUUCUUGCCCUCAAACUUCGUCUUAUUCGUGACCCAAAUAAUCUAUUGGCAACCAACUGGUCGACUACUACCUCCGUAUGCACUUGGGUAGGUGUUACUUGUGGAGCUCGUCAUGGUAGAGUUGCGGCUUUAGAUCUUUCCGACAUGGGCCUAACAGGGACAGUUCCUCCUCAUCUAGGAAACCUGUCGUUCCUGGUAUUUAUCAGUUUCUAUAACAACAGUUUUCACGGAUCUCUGCCCAAUGAGCUCUCCAAGUUACGCCGGAUGAAAACUUUCUGGUUGACAAAAAACUACUUCAGUGGGGAGAUCCCAUCAUGGUUAGGGUCUUUCGCUCGACUUCAACAACUGAGUCUAGGCUUUAACAAGUUUACAGGUGUUAUCCCGGUGUCGUUUUUCAAUCUCUCAAAGCUCAAUUUUUUUGAUUUAUCUUCCAAUAAGCUACAAGGUUAUAUUCCAAAAGCAAUUGGAAAUCUUAAUAGCCUGAGAAUAUUGUCUCUGGAGAAGAAUAAUUUUUCGGGUUCUAUACCUUCUGGUAUUUUCAAUAUUUCUUCACUUCAGGUAAUUGAUUUAAGUGAUAACAGGCUUUCAGGUUCCAUGCCAGCCAUCUUGGAUAACAACACCAUGCCUUCACUUCUGCAACUUGAUUUUGGAUUUAAUAAUCUCACAGGCCAUCUCCCAGCAAAUAUGUUUACACAUCUUCCCAAUUUGGAAGCGUUGUACUUGAGUUGGAACCUAUUUCAUGGUCCAAUUCCUUCCACUUUGAUCAGAUGCAAGCAAUUAAAACAUUUAAUUUUGCCUUACAAUCAUUUUGAAGGAAGCAUAGACAAGGAUAUUGGGAAUUUGACCAUGCUUCAGGAAUUAAAUCUUGAUCUAAAUAAUUUUAAAGGCACUGAAAUUCCAACAUCUAUUGGAAAUCUUUUCUACAUGGAGAGACUAACUCUACACCGUAAUGGUUUAAUUGGUCCCAUACCUUCGAGUUUGGGAAACCUGACUCAGCUAAAGAGACUUAUACUCAGUGAAAAUGGCUUAACAGGUACAAUUCCAAAUGAGAUUGGUAACCUUGCUAACUUAGAAGUUAUAGAUCUUGGAGCUAACAAUCUUACUGGACUCGUUCCCUCUGGUAUCUAUAAUGCUUCAAAGAUGAUGGUGAUAAUAUUGGCUAUUAAUCAACUUUCGGGCCGUCUUCCUUCGAGCUUAGGUCUCCAUCUUCCGAAUCUUGAAGACCUUCUUGUUGUAGAUAAUAACUUCACCGGUCCGAUUCCUGUUUCUCUCUUUAAUGCUUCCGAACUUAGAAUUAUCGACAUGGGUUUGAAUUCAUUCUUUGGCCCUAUUCCUGAUGAGCUUGGUAAUUUAAGAGGCCUAGAGGUUUUCAGUUUCUGGGUAAAUCACCUGACCAUCAAAUCUUCGUCUUCAGGAUUGACCUUGUUCUCUUCUUUGACAAAGUGCAAACAUUUGAGACGUUUUGAUCUGAGUAACAAUCCAUUAAAUGGCAAUCUUCCAAUUUCUGUUGGAAAUCUAUCUUCCUCUCUCGAAGUGGUCGAGAUUUUUGAUUGUGGAAUUACAGGCACCAUUCCUAAAGAAAUUGGCAACUUAAGCAGCUUAAGUUGGUUAGAUUUAGGUGCAAAUGACUUGAGGGGAACCAUUCCUACCACAAUAAGAACAUUAGGGAAGCUCCAAGAAUUAAAACUUCACUAUAAUAGAUUAGAAGGGUCUUUCCACUACGAGUUAUGUGAGUUGCAGAGUUUGGCUUAUUUAUAUUUGGAGGUGAAUGCGCUUUCUGGACAAAUCCCAUCAUGCCUAGGCAAUGUGAAUUCUCUAAGGACUCUCUCCAUGGGAAUGAAUAAAUUUAAUUCCACAAUACCUUCAACUUUGUGGAGGCUUGCAGAUAUCCUGGAACUAAACUUAUCAUCCAAUUCUUUAAGUGGCUCUCUCGCAGUAGAUAUUGGCAAUUUGAAAGCUGUGACACUAAUUGAUUUAUCAGGAAAUCAAUUAUCAGGUCACAUCCCAUCUAGCAUAGGAGGCCUUAAGACUCUAUUAAACCUUUCUUUAGCUGAUAAUAGAUUGGAAGGCUCUAUCCCUCAAUCAUUUGGUGAUGCAAUAAGCUUGCAGUUAUUGGAUUUGUCAAACAAUAGUCUUUCUGGAGAAAUUCCUAAGUCCUUGGAGGAACUCCGGUAUCUCACAUAUUUCAAUGUGUCUUUCAAUGAAUUACAAGGAGAGAUACCAAAUGGAAGAGCUUUUAUAAAUUUAUCAGCUAAAUCAUUUAUGGGGAACAAAGGACUAUGUGGUGCCGCUAAACUUCAAGUUCAGCCCUGUGAAACUAGCACUCAUCAAGGAUCAAAGGCAGCUAGUAAACUUGCAUUGAGGUAUGGUUUGAUGGCGACAGGAUUAACAAUUUUGGCAGUGGCGGCUGUUGCUAUUAUCUUCAUCAGGUCUCGCAAAAGGAACAUGCGGAUAACUGAAGGAUUGUUACCUUUGGCAACAUUGAAAAGAAUUUCAUAUCGAGAGCUUGAACAGGCAACAGAUAAAUUUAACGAGAUGAACUUGCUUGGUAGAGGGAGUUUUGGGUCAGUAUACAAAGGAACUUUUUCAGAUGGGUCGAGUGUUGCAGUAAAAGUUUUCAAUUUGCAGGUAGAAGGAGCAUUCAAGAGUUUUGAUGUCGAGUGUGAAGUAUUGCGCAUGAUUCGGCAUCGAAAUCUUGUCAAAAUAAUAACAAGUUGCAGUGAUAUCAACAUUGAUUUUAAAGCCUUAGUUCUUGAGUUCAUGCCUAAUUAUAGCCUUGAAAAAUGGUUGUGUUCUCCGAAACAUUUCUUGGAACUCCUAGAGAGGUUGAACAUAAUGCUUGAUGUUGCAUCAGCAGUAGAGUACCUUCAUCAUGGUUAUGCAAUGCCAAUAGUUCACUGUGAUUUAAAGCCCAGCAAUAUCCUACUAGACGAGAACAUGGUUGCUCAUGUAACUGACUUUGGCAUUGCAAAACUCCUUGGUGAUGAGCAUUCUUUCAUACAGACCAUCACAUUAGCUACUGUUGGCUACAUGGCACCAGAGUAUGGAUCAGAAGGAGUUGUUUCAACUGGAGGUGACAUAUAUAGUUUUGGUAUUUUGUUAAUGGAAACCUUCACAAGAAAAAAGCCUACAGAUGAUAUGUUUAAUGAGGAAAUAAGCAUGAAGCAAUGGGUUCAAGAGUCAGUACCUGGUGGCGUAACUCAAAUUACAGACCCCGAUUUGCUAAGGAUUGAGGAACAACAUUUUUCUGCUAAGAAGGAUUGCAUAUUAUCUGUCAUGCAAGUGGCCCUUCAGUGUUCUGCAGAUUUACCUGAGGAAAGGCCAAAUAUAAGGGAUGUUCUCAACACUCUCAAUCACACUAAAGUGAAGUUUCUCAAGGAUAUUAAUUAAAUCUGAAAUAAGACCGAAGUAAGGUAAUAUUGCAGUGUUUGGAUUUGCAGCAACAUAGAUGGAAGUGUCUCCUCGGACAAAGCCAAUCUCAAUAACUGGAAUGUCCAGUGUUGAUCAACAUUAUUUAGAUGAGUGUUUCAGGAUUCACAGAUAAUUCAAUAUUGUUCGUGUGAAAAUAAUUAUGACAGUUCUUCCUAAAUACAAUUAAAUUCAUCUUCAUUUCAAA
Messenger RNA from Ricinus communis (castor bean), 3763 nucleotides. RefSeq names its product probable LRR receptor-like serine/threonine-protein kinase At3g47570. Lineage: Eukaryota; Viridiplantae; Streptophyta; Magnoliopsida; Malpighiales; Euphorbiaceae. Gene Ontology annotation, molecular function: protein kinase activity; protein binding; ATP binding. The record is from RefSeq and is a predicted model, not a curated record. Gene Ontology annotation, biological process: protein phosphorylation. The coding region runs from base 40 to 3537 and encodes 1165 amino acids. The transcript has 5 exons.